Rotaria sordida is the source of this 2004-nucleotide messenger RNA. The record is from the annotation of a GenBank genome assembly. Lineage: Eukaryota; Metazoa; Rotifera; Eurotatoria; Philodinida; Philodinidae.
AUGAUAAGAAUGAAGAUAACGGAUGCUAAUACGAACAACUACCGUUAUGAAGUACCUGUUCCAAUAACAUGGAGGGCUACAACUAGUCAAUCACAACAGCAAAAUCUUCGUUUUGAACUAACUGAAACUCAGUACAACCAAACUGGUUUACGUGUGAGACGACAGAUGGGUACUACUAUCGGUGACAAUGAUCCAAUUUUAUUUGAUACAACUUAUUUUGCCGAAGGAUUCAUCUGUGAUAAUCAAUUUCUACAGAUAAUUACAACAUUGCCAUCGAAGAAUGUUUAUGGUUUUGGUGAGAAUACGCAUCCAUCAUUUCGCCAUAAUUUGACCGAUGGUAUUCGUUACGGAAUUUUUGCACGUGAUCAACCACUACAGGGUCAAAAUGAAAAUCUUUACGGUACACAUCCAUUUUAUAUGUGUAUUGAAGACGAUGGGUCUAUUAACCUAUCGUACAAUGGUGGUAUCCUGGAUCUCUUCUUUUUUGCUGGACCAACACCGGAAGAAGUAAUACAGCAGUAUCAGAUGGUUAUUGGAAAACCUUACAUGCCGCCGUAUUGGGGUUUGGGAUUUCAGCUCUGUCGUUGGGGUUAUAAUUCCUUGGCUAAUAUGAUAGCUGCAUGGAAUCGGACAAUUUCAAACGGAAUUCCACAGGAUGUACAAUGGGGCGAUAUCGAUACUUUUGACAAUCAAACAGAUUUCACGACCGAUCCGAAUAUGUUAGGAUAUGUAUGGCCGCCAGGUAAAGUUGUAUUUCCUGACUUCCUUUAUCCUCCUACAAAAUCAUGGUGGCUAAAUCAGAUUGUAACAUGGCACAAUACACGAAACUUCGAUGCACUUUGGAUCGAUAUGAAUGAACCCGCAAACUUCGAUACAAACAUGCUUCAACCGUGGAAUUGGCCCUACAGUACUCCAUGGAACUUACAUCGCCCAACUGAUGAACAAUGGGAUGCACCAUCAUAUCAUCCUGCAAUCUGGAGUUCUGUGAUGUCAGAUAAAACCAUCUGUAUGUUGGCACUACAGACGAAUGGUAAUAUGACAUAUCGUCACUACGAUGUCCACAAUCUCUUUGGCUGGUCGGAAACCAUAGCUACACUGCCAGCAGUACGUGCUUCGGUUCCAGGGCGACGUUCAUUCGUCAUAAGUCGUUCAACAUUUCCAUCCUCAGGUGUGUACGCAGGUCAUUGGACUGGCGAUAAUUCAGCGCUUUGGCCGUUUGUCAAGUAUAAUAUUAUUGGCUUGUUAGAAUUCAACUUAUUUGGAAUUCCCUAUAUUGGUGCUGAUAUCUGCGGUUUUAAUCUGAAUACAACAGAGGAGUUAUGUCAACGAUGGAUGCAGUUAGGUGCCUUCAAACCGUUCUUUCGUAAUCACAAUGCCAUUAACUUAACUGAUCAAGAUCCUGGUGUUUUCUCGCCUCCAGUCGUUGCCAGUAAUCGCAAAGCUGUAAUCUUACGUUAUACAUUGAUACCGUAUCUGUACACUUUGUUCUACAAUGUCCAUGUCGACGGUGGAACAGUUGUUCGUUCAAUGGCACAUGAGUAUCCUCAAGAUUCAAAUUGUUGGGAUUUGGAUGAACAAUUUCUUUGGGGUUCAUCUUUGUUGAUUGCACCGGUGAUUUAUAAAAAUCAAAUUACGAAGAAUUCGUAUUUACCACCAUCUCCAGUACGAUGGUAUGAUUACUAUACGGGACAGGAACAGACAAAACUGGAAAAUGUUACGGUUGAUGCACCACUCGAUUAUAUUCCACUGUUUAUCAAAGGCGGCUCAAUACUUCCAACCCAACAAUAUGCUCUGAAUACAAAUCUCUCGCGUCAAAAUCUAAUGUCGUUGAUCAUAGCAUUAGAUCAGAACCAAACAGCUCGUGGAAGUCUGUUCUGGGAUGACGGUGACUCAGUUGAUACAUAUGAAAACAAAAUUACAAUUUAUUUAAAUUCAAUUAUACGUGUAACAAUACAAUUACAAUCACACCAGCAGCCUACUAUUAUCCAACAUCAUUGGUACUGA